AUGCCUGACGACAAAAUCAGCACUCAGGCCAUCGAGACUGCCCACGACAAUGUCUCUAACAAAGCCAAGCAUCACCCAAACCUCCACACCCUUGGCCGCAUCCGCCUUCGCCAUGAGCACACUAAUGAAAUAAUCCUGACGCCGGCUCCAUCUGCCGACCCCAACGAUCCCCUUCGGUGGUCUACCGCCUACAAGAUUUACAUCUCCGUUCUCGUCUCGCUUGCCAUGGUCAUGUGCAAUUUCAUGGCCGCCGGUCCGACCGUCGCCAUGCUCGCCAUUGCCUCGGACUACAAGCACGGCGGCUCUACUGUCAGCUCUUGGGUCUCCAGUGCAUCGUACUUUUUCAACAACAGCUCCCUCCUACAGGGCGUUUCCUGUCUCUUCUGGGUCCCCCUGCUGAACAAGUACGGCCGUCGACCGGUCUAUAUCGCCUCGCUCAUCCUCUAUCUUUCCAUGACCAUCGGAUCCGGCUUUGCCAAGACCUAUGCUGGCGAGCUGACCACACGAACCAUCUUGGGCAUAGGCGCCGGUGCCGGCGAGUGUCUUGGCCCAGUGACCAUUACCGACGUGUUCUACCUGCACCAACGUGGCUAUGGAAUGGCAAUCUACAAUGCUGCCCUUUCGGCUGGUGUUGCCUUUGGCAUCAUCAUCUCUGGCCUCAUCACUACUCGUGCCCCGCCCCACCCAGGGCGGGGCACGAGUAUUGCCAAUCCCUGGCGCACCAUCUACUGGGUCGGUGCUGCCCUUGUCGGCUUCCUUCUCCUCGUCGUCUUCUUCUUCUUCCCCGAGACCGCCUUUGUGCGCACUGCCGACGGUGUCGAUGACGAUGAUGGCGACAGUCGCUCUAGCCACCAUUACCGCAAGCUCUCGUACGGCCAGCAGCUGCGCCCGUGGACUGGAAAGACGUAUACUGAAGAGUCCUUCUGGCGUAUGUUUAUCCGUCCCUUUGGCCUUAUCCUGCUGCCGCCUGUCUUCUGGGCCACCAUAGUGAUGUCUGUCACCAUCGGCUUCCUUGUUGCUGUCGUGUCCAAUUUUGCCAGCGCCUUCAGCGCUACCUACGACUUUGAGACCUGGCAGUCCGGCCUCUGCUUCGUCUCCGCCAUCGUUGGCUGCGUCUUUGGCACCUUUGCAGGUGGUCCGUUUUCCGACUGGGUCGCCGACUACUUUACGCGUCGCAAUGGCGGCAUUCGUGAGCCCGAGAUGCGUCUGCCAGCUAUCAUCCCCAGCGUCAUAGCUGCCCCCAUGGCCCUCGCCCUCUAUGGCGUCGGCAUCGGCAACUCUCUUCACUGGAUGGUGCCCACAUUCGCUCUUGGCUUACUCUCCUUUGCGAUUUCCCAGGGUACCAAUGUGUCCUUUGUUUACUGCAUAGACUCGUACCGACCGGUGGCAGCCGAGGUCACCGUGGCUCAGCUAGCCUUCAAGUCCUGCUUUGGCUUCCUCCUAUCCUUCUACACAAACCCAUGGGUAGACAAGUCCGGCUAUAAGCAGGCCUAUGGCGCGAUGGCCGGCAUUUCCGGUGGCUGUCUGCUCUUCUUCAUACCCCUCUUUUUCUGGGGGAAGCAGAUCCGUCUGGCCUCUAUGCAGUGGCGUAUUGUCCGCUUUGUCUUCUGGAAGACCGACCGGGAGGUGGGCGAGUAG
Molecule: messenger RNA, 1638 nt
Organism: Grosmannia clavigera kw1407
Lineage: Eukaryota; Fungi; Ascomycota; Sordariomycetes; Ophiostomatales; Ophiostomataceae
Product: cycloheximide resistance protein
Exons: 4
Coding region: 1-1638 (545 amino acids)
Biological process (GO): transmembrane transport
Molecular function (GO): transmembrane transporter activity
Source: RefSeq, a predicted model, not a curated record